AUGAAGGAAACUGAGACAUUGAACCCAUAUGCCCAUCAAUAUCUCAUGGAUAAAGAUCUUAAAACAUGGUCAAGAGCUUUCUUUCAAGCUGGAAGGUGUUAUGAUGCAGUUGAAAAUGGCUUCUCAGAAAGUUUUAAUGUUGUAAUAGUAGAUUCCAGGAAGAAGCCCAUAAUAACCAUGUUAGAAGAGUUACGAUUAUACAUGGUGGACAAAAUUUACAACAUGAAAUUAAAGGGACGACAAUGGGGAAAUCAUAUUUGUCCAGAGAUAAGGGAUAAGGUGAAUUUGCUUAAAACAAUUCAAAGGCAUUAUCAGGUCCUACCUAGUGGAUUAAACCAGUUUGAGGUAAGGGGAGCAACAGAUGCAUAUGAGGUGGACUUAGAAAGGAAAACCUAUUCAUGUAGGUUGUGGGAAUUGAAAGAAUAUGGAUGUGCUCAUUUUGUAGCUAGCAUAUCCUUUCUUAAUAGGGAUGUAGAAGCCUAUGUAGACAACAUGUUUAGCACAACCACAUUUAGGAAAGCAUACAAUUACAUAAUUGCCCCCAUGAAUAGCAGUGACAUAUGGCCAGAGACAAAUUAUACUCCACAAUUGUCUAUGAUUAGUAGAAGGAUGCCUGGUAGGCCAGCUACUAAGAGGAAGAAAUGCACUACAGAGAAUACAGGAACACACAUGGUUUCUAAGGCUGGAAAGAAAAUCAGAUGUAGUAUUUGCAAGGAGAUAGGUCACAACAAGGCAACUUGUGCACAGAGAAGGCCCCAAAAGUUAAAUGUGAAGAAACAGAAGCAACAAAAAUUUUGUAUGAAGCAAAAUGCAGGACAAGUUGAAAUGACUCCAAUUGAGAUGGAUACUACUCAAAAUGAUAUACAAGUUACUCCUACUGAUGUUGAAUCCAGUAGUACAGGGGAUUUUAGUCAGUUUAUGCAAUUUACUCCACCUAGAAGUUAUGAAGGUGAUUAG
Molecule: messenger RNA, 957 nt
Organism: Lactuca sativa (garden lettuce)
Lineage: Eukaryota; Viridiplantae; Streptophyta; Magnoliopsida; Asterales; Asteraceae
Source: RefSeq, a predicted model, not a curated record